Molecule: messenger RNA, 3538 nt
Organism: Vanessa atalanta (red admiral)
Lineage: Eukaryota; Metazoa; Arthropoda; Insecta; Lepidoptera; Nymphalidae
Gene: Gdap2
Product: protein GDAP2 homolog
Exons: 12
Coding region: 159-1628 (489 amino acids)
Source: RefSeq, a predicted model, not a curated record
UCGAGUUGUGAGGACGUUUCGUUCGUUUGAAUUAAAAUUUAUAUAUUUUAUUUUCACGUAAAUUUUUAGUUGAGUGUUCUUGUGAUAUUAUAACGGUUUCUCCCUUAAGAGGAACGAAGGCAGUCACACUGGAUUUCAAAUUUAAUGAAAAUAGCGUGAUGCGUGCGCCGGCGAGUGCCGGCGGGGUGGCCGUGACCCGCUGGUCGCAGACUGCGCCCGCGCCGCUCACGGACUACGCGGACAAGGCGCCCCCAGUACACGCAUAUCCCGUGUUCCCUUAUGACGAUGAGAUCAACCAACGUCUCGCUAUUUGGCAAGGCGAUAUAUCAACGUUAGAAGUGGAUGCAAUCACGAACACAACCGACGAGACACUAUCAGAAUGCAAUAUAGUUAGCGAGCGUAUCAUGCAAGCAGCGGGACCAGACUUGAAGGAGGAAAUCAUUACCAAAUCCUUAGAAUGUCGGACAGGGGAAGUGGUAGUAACUGGAGGGUUCGACCUUCACUGUAGACACAUUAUACACACGGUGAGCCCAAAAUACGUGGCAAAAUAUCACACAGCGGCCGAGAGCUCUUUACACAACUGCUACAAAAACGUUCUGCACUGCGCCCUCGAGCUGGGUGUCCGCUCGCUGGCGCUGUGCGUGGUGAGUUCGCCGCGGAGGAACUUCCCGCCAGACGUCGCCGCGCACGUCGCCUUACGCACGAUCCGGCGGCACCUGGAGGGCGCGCGGCUGCCGGCGCAGGUGGUGCUGGUGAGCGCGAGCGGCGCCGAGCUGUCGCCGCUGCAGGCGCUGGCGCCGCUGUACUUCCCGCGCGGCGCGCGCGAGGCGGACGCGGCGCGCUGGCGCCUGCGCGACGCGGGCGGCGCGGCGGGCGACGCGCUGCACCCCGAGCGCCGCAUCCGCAUCAUACACAACCCGCACUCGCACGCCGACCGAGCAGCGGACGACGACACGUCGCUGUGCGACGAGGACGCGGCGGCGGAGGCGGCGGCGGCGUUCGCGCGCGCGUGCUCGCCCGACACGCAGCUGCUGCUGCCCGCCGCGCCCGCGCCCGCGCCGCACGCCGCGCGCCGCUACCAGUCCGAGCAAUAUGAACGGCUAUUGCGACGCGCUCGAAGCGAGGACCUGAGCGAGGUGUCUGGCAUCGGCUGCUUGUACCAGAGCGGCGUGGACCGUCUCGGCCGGCCCGUGGUUGUGUUCAUCGGAAAAUGGUUCCCGAUAUCCGACAUCGAUUUGGAUAAGGCGCUCCUGUACUUAAUAAAGUUGUUGGACCCGAUCGUUCGCGGUGACUACGUUAUCGCGUAUUUCCACACUCUUGCCUCCUCCAACAACCACCCGCCGUUCUCCUGGCUCAAGGAGGUCUACACCGUGCUGCCUUACAAAUAUAAGAAGAAUUUGAAAGCGUUCUACAUAGUACAUCCUACGUUUUGGACCAAAAUGAUGACGUGGUGGUUCACGACGUUCAUGGCGCCCGCCAUCAAGGCGAAGGUGCACAACCUGCCGGGCGUCGAGUAUCUGUACUCCGUGAUGGCGCGCGACCAGCUCGAGGUGCCCGCCUUCGUCACGGAGUACGACAUGACGAUAAACGGCCUGCACUACUUCCAGCCCGACACCAACAACACGUAGACGGCUCGACCCCGCGCCGCCGUCGUUUCCCUAUUCUAUAUAUUUAUUUGUAUUAAUAAAACUCUAUGACGCUGUGUAUUCGACCGAUUCGAUGGCUACUGUAGUUUUUGUUGCUGGCCAUUACAAUAAUUGUGCGUGUAUGGCAAGCUUUAAAUAUUGUUAAGCCUUGUUAGGAAUUGAAUAAAGGAAAUAAACGAGUACGCCAAUUUUAUGUAAGUGAAUUGAAUUCUGUGACGGCCUAGACUCGAUUGAAAAAAAAACUUCUUUAUUGCUUUUUCUCUAUUCGGCGACUUGGACCCAAAGAUUUGAAUCUGUUUCAAAAAUGGCGGCGAGUGACAGGCCAGUGUUAGGUUAGAAGGUUAGUCUAUAGACGUAUGCGUUUUCUAUACAACUCUGAAAGAAAAUGACAAAAAAAUCAACAUAUCAAAACUUUAUCUAAAAUAAAAUUAUUGAUUUAACUGAUCCAAUAAUUUUCAAUUAAAAUGUUCGAUCAUAUUGUUUUUAUUUGUCAAUAGAUAGUUACAGGUUGUAUAGAAAAUUCAGCAAAUCCGUAAGAUUGUUGAAAUUUUAACUGGUAAUUAGUAUUAGCAGUGCAUUUUUAUAUUUUGUAAGUGAUAACUAAAUGUGUGGAUAUUUCGAUGCUCUUUUUCCAAUCUUGUUAUUGAUGUGUUCUCGAAACCAUAACGUCGUAUAAAAAUGGCACAGAUAAUAAAUGUUGCUGAGCACUAAGAAAAUAUAGUUUAAAGUAUAUUUUAAUUCUAUAAGAUCAUUUUUUCUCGUCAAUAAAAGUUUUGAUUCCAAAAUACAUCAUUUUUCGUAAUUACCAGAACAGGGUAACUGUAUUAGACGUCAUAUUUUAAGUGUGUAUUGAAAUUAUAUUUCCUUUUAGGUAUAAGCACUGAAUAACACUUCCAGGAAAUGGAAAAGCAACUACAACAUUUUAAUUUAAUAAGGAAUCAAAUUUCCACAUUUAUAUUAAGGUGAAGGAGUUUCGUUACGAGUUUAGAGUUUUAUUUUUUAGAUUAAUAAAUACUAGUUGUUGAUAGUAGUUCUGUACAUAUGUUGUGUAAUGGUUGCACAUUGCAUGAUUCUAGAUCGGUCAUAAUAUGUUACAAUUCCGAGUCAUUUUCUAAGUAACAUUCUUUCAAAAUUAAGCUAUUGCUAUAAAGUUUGGUGAUCUUAAGGCGACUCCCACAUAUUUUAAAGAUCUUCAACUUGUGCAAUAUAUAGUAUUAUAAAGAUUUAACUAAAAUUCUCUACCAAGUUUUAUUAAAGUUUUUCUCAAUGCAAUACCACUGCCAUUAUUGCAAGGCGCUCGUAUUUGUAUUCAAUAGUGAGAUAAAUUGCAGGGUGAUUACUAGUAUGCACCAAGUUAUAGCACUGCAAUAUGUAGUUACUAAUUCAAUGUCACAUCGAGGAACAGAAAUUGAUAUAAAAAUAAAGACGGUAGUUACAAAAAUAUUUUUAUAAUAAAUAAUUAUGUUGAUGUUAACAAAAAGGUUUUUUAUUAUAAAAUCAAAAAAUAUUUUUAUAACUUUUCAAACACUCUGAAUGUGCCACAUUUCCAUAAACAAUUAUUGUAGUUAUAAUUUUAGUGUAAGUGAAGCCCAAAUGCAUUCACUGUAUGUAAUAAGAUUUAUAUUACAAAUUCAAAUGUUUUCAGUCUUUGAUUAAAUGACUAAAUACUUACCGCAAAGCCUUAGGUGUGUCAACCGUUGUUAUUCUUUGUUAGCAGAGUAUAUUGUUGUCAAAUUGAAUGUGAAUGAGAGUUGGCAUAAACUUUGUAUUAUAAUGCUAAUUUAGGAGUUAUUUAAACAAUGUGAUGAUAAAAUCAGUUAAGUUUCAUAUUUUAUAAAAAGAUUAGGCUAUGUACAUAUUUAACAAACACAAAUAAAGUUAUUAAUUUACUA